Messenger RNA from Magnusiomyces paraingens, 1122 nucleotides. RefSeq lists its product as uncharacterized. Gene Ontology annotation, molecular function: phosphatidate phosphatase activity. Bases 1 to 1122 code for a protein of 373 amino acids. Lineage: Eukaryota; Fungi; Ascomycota; Dipodascomycetes; Dipodascales; Dipodascaceae. The record is from RefSeq and is a predicted model, not a curated record. The transcript has 2 exons. Gene Ontology annotation, biological process: phospholipid metabolic process.
AUGAAGCGACUUUUCGAAAAGCUCAAAAUCAAAAAGCGCCGUUCAAAACCAGGUAAAGGUCUUAAGUGCUGCCUGCCAAUAGUUGACAAAACUAUUCUGAUAUUGGGGUUUCGGGUCUCGCUUUUAUCUUUGCUCUCGUACCUUGCCGACUGGCUCAUUUAUGGCCUUAUAGCUCUUAUCGCAGCUAUUCUCUAUCACUCUGAACCCCUUUUACAGGAAUUCUCUCUCAAGGAUCGUCGAAUCAUGUAUUCAUAUUACCCAGAGAUUAAGCUCAUGGUUCCAGUCUGGGCGCUUAUUAUUUGUGUUUUGGUAAUCCCCUUGAUAAUCAGCUUCUUAUCAAGCAUCUUUUCCAUUUGGAAAUGGCCCCGUAAGCUAUGGGACGCCCACAUUUUUGCUCUCGGCUUGAUUGGCGCGUUAGCUUUUCAGUUUUUUGUGACAACAAUUAUAAAAAAUGCCACAGGAAAGCCCAGACCGGAUUUUUUGCACAGAUGCAAGCCUUAUGAUUAUACCCCACCGCUAGCUGCUUAUACCUCCGUUGUAUACCAUUUUUUAUACAAUGCUGGACGGUUUCGCAUUUUUGAUGGCCGAGGACUUUCUUGGAAAUUUAUAUUUUCUGUGAUUCCUCUGUGUACUGCUAACUUUGUAAGUUUUGCAGGAAUUUCAGACAAUCGCAACUUUUUAGAAGAUGUUUUAUUUGGCAUGUUACUUGGAACCAUCAUUGGAUGGAUAUUCUACCGUAUGUACUUCCCAUCUGUAUUUGAUACCAAAAAUGGAGGCAAGGCAUAUCCUCCUAGACGCUUUGGAAUACCCUACUUUUCAAGUUCAGCUUCCUUUUAUCCAUUUGCUCAGGAAAUGGCUCUAGUGAGCUCACAGCAGUCGGAAGGCUUGCCUAUGGUUGAACUCAGACAAUAUUGCCCCCCGCCACCGCUUCCGCCACCGCCUCCGGUUCCACCACCCCCAUCUCAAGCACCAGUUUUUCUCCCAUCAAUACCCAUGGCUCCCAACGUCAUUGUGAAUAUUAAGAAACACCCAAACCACUUCCACCAUACCAAGGACCACGCAGAGCCAUCUAAACAUACCCAUAAUGGCAAACACAUGCCUAAGGAAGAUUUAUUAUUGUAG